Molecule: messenger RNA, 2598 nt
Organism: Pseudozyma hubeiensis SY62
Lineage: Eukaryota; Fungi; Basidiomycota; Ustilaginomycetes; Ustilaginales; Ustilaginaceae
Exons: 1
Coding region: 1-2598 (865 amino acids)
Biological process (GO): regulation of transcription by RNA polymerase II
Cellular component (GO): transcription regulator complex; PcG protein complex
Molecular function (GO): RNA polymerase II cis-regulatory region sequence-specific DNA binding; DNA-binding transcription factor activity, RNA polymerase II-specific
Source: RefSeq, a predicted model, not a curated record
AUGGCGGCCUCACCCGAACUUAUCAGCUUCACCAACAGCUUGCUCAAUACUGACAACAUGCUCUCACCUCUCCACAACACCUUUGCUGCCGCAGAUGCCGCUGCACGCAGGGCGUCUGGUGGCGAACCUUUAAGCGCGAGUUCGCCACGCAUCGGCGAAGCCUACGUCAACAGUCCCAAGCGCGAUCCACUUCGAGACGGAUACCGUGCCACACCUCCCUCAUCAGCGUGGAGGCAUUCCGGCUCUUACACCGGCCGCGAUGGCUCGCCAUGGUACAACGACGCGCGCUCGUCACCUUUUGCAUCUUCAGCCGCCCGCGACUAUGCUACGCUCGAACUCGAGUCGAGUCUUGGCGCACCGACGCAUCCUACCGGCGAUCCAUCUCUCCACUACGGAGAUACCAGCAACGCCGACAGCGUUGUGGCUCUGCUCCACGCCGCCGCCGCCGCCAACGAAGCCAGCAAGCAAACCGAUCGCUCCAACGAGAACCGCUUCCCAUCUCCCAGCGCGUUCUAUCAGCAAGGCAUCCCCACGUACGGCAUUCCACCGUACUCGGCUGCCUAUCGCUCCAACUCGUCUGGUCUUGGCGGGUUCACCAACUCGCCCAACCUCGGCUUUGCACGCCCCUAUCGUGGCAUCGACGGAUCUCUGGAUGGCGCCUCUCCCUACGCUCAGGCGACGGUGCAGCCAUCGGCGACUGCCACCGCAGGCGCAGACGAAGACCACAAGAUCCACGUCAAGACCGAGCCAGAUACACACGAUUCCGUCGCCCAGCAGCAGCAGCAGCAAUCACAACAAACGCCACAGCUCCAAGACCAGCAAGCAGCAGCACCCAAGAAAGGGCGAGGUCGAGGACGCAAGAAGAGCAGCGUCAAGCAAGAGGAUGUAGCACCCGCCGUUUCAGCAGCAAAUGGCCCUUCCGCCCUCGACAGUGUCGUAUCGGCCGCGCUCGCAGCGUCGGAAGCGCCGGCCAGCUACGCUGGGCCCGCCUUUUCGCAGUACGGCUACCCCGACUACAGUGCCACCGGCAUGCCCGGUGCUGCCUUCUCCGCCAACCCGCUCGUCCCCUUGGCUGCCCAGGUAGCUGGCUCCAUCGCUCCUGCUCCAACAGCCGUCCCUGUGACCGCACCACUCGAUAAUGCGUCUAGCUCGGCGGUGACCGCCACUGCGACACCGUUAGCGCCCGCUGCUGCUACUUCGGCCACCUCGCCUACCUCGCCGGGCGCAAGCAAGGGCAAGACUGAAAGCGAUGCGGGAGGUCCCAAGCUGCACGAGUGCGAGACGUGCGGCAAGUCGUUCAGCCGCAGAUCCGAUCUGGCGCGUCACCGGCGCAUCCACACGGGCGAGCGUCCCUACCCUUGCGACUACCCAGGAUGCGGCAAGAGCUUCAUCCAGCGAUCGGCGCUGACGGUGCAUUCGCGCGUCCACUCGGGCGAACGUCCACACAAGUGUGAAUUCGAAGGAUGCGACAAGAGCUUCUCGGACAGCAGUUCGCUUGCGCGACACCGCCGCACUCACACGGGUCGCCGUCCGUACGUCUGCGACUUCCCCAAGUGCGGCAAGAUGUUCACGCGACGCACGACGCUCAACCGUCACUCGCGUUGCCAUCAGCCUGGUUACGUCAAACCCAAGAGCCGCGGCAAGGGUCGCGGCAAGGGCAAAAAGUCGGCCAACAAGGAUGGCAGUUCUGCCGCCAACGACGAUGAGGAUGACGACGAUGAGGACGACGAUGAGGAUGACGACGAUGACGACGAUGAUGACAGCGAGGACGAGGACGACGAGGAAGAUUCUGAGGUCGAGUCUGGAUCCGGUUCCGAGCCGGCCGAAUCCGUCACGCCGCCCGAGACAUCGGCUCAGGUGGCCAAGGGUGCCAAGCGCGCCGCGCCUGGACGCGGGCUUAAGAACUCGACGGCCAAGAAGGCCAACACAGGCAACGGCGCUGGCGUGGUGAACCGCAUGAACCGCUCAGCCAGCGAUGCCGAGGCUGCCAUGACGUUGGCGCAGGCGGCACUGCAGGCGCAGUUCAACCCGUACUACGCCGACCAGAUCAACGGCGGGGCUGCAGCAGGUGCGAACCAGGUGGGUGCUGCCGCCAGCAUGCCUUGGGCCGGUUCGUCCAGCUUCGCCGCCUAUCCGAUGUCGGCGCAGGACGGCACCGCAGCACUUCUCGCUGCCAGCAACCAUGCCGGCUUCUCACCUGGGAUGGGCAGCAACGACUCGAAUGAAGCGAUGGAGGCGGCGGCCGCUGUGCUGGGUGGCUUUGCCAACUCACCUGCGCCGACCGCUGUCACCGCGCCAGCAAACGGGCAGGACUCUGCGCAGUCGCUCUCGGAAGCACAGCUGCUGCUGGAUGCGGCGAUGAGUCCCGUGUCGAGCCACGCGACGAUCCCUGGUCUAGGAGGGGCCGCCGCCGCAUCCAAAGAUGCGAAUGCGAGCCCAACGCGAGGACGGGGUCGUGGUCGUCCUCGUGGAUCUCGCGGUGGCGCUCGAGGAGGUCGUGCCGUCAAUGCUCCGAGCAACCUCGCCAACGAGACGAGCGCAGCAGACGUUUUGCAGACUUCGCCUGACGAGACGCCCUCCACCGAGGCAUCCUCUUGA